Soboliphyme baturini is the source of this 720-nucleotide messenger RNA. The record is from the annotation of a GenBank genome assembly. NCBI's taxonomy places the organism in Eukaryota, Metazoa, Nematoda, Enoplea, Dioctophymatida, Soboliphymatidae.
UUGGUGACUUCGUCGUCGUUUCUUGAAUUUUCGUCAGCCGACGUUGAGCCGCUGCGCCCUCGGCUUUCGGAAUUCGAUGAGCAGAUUCUGAUCACCGAUAUUUUGCUCCUUGUCUCCGUCCCCAAGCAGCUUCCGCUACCCUUGAUACCUCAGGCGACGAUCCAGCCGUCACCCGCGGCUCCAACAGCACCACCGCUUCAACCGAUGCCACCUGCACCUACUUUUUCCUCGUCGAUUCCAACGAUGCCAGAGUACAACAGAACACUUGCAUUUGAAAAUCAGCACAAGUAUCAGACCACGGAUGGUGCUUUCCCGCCCUAUGCAAAUAUGCCGUGUGUAUGUCUUGGUCAGGAAGUGACGGGUCACAACCUGCAGCGACGGUAUUGUUGGCACCGCCUCCGCAUAUUGGAGCUCCGCCAAUCGUGUCCAAUGCCGAUUCCUGACCACAGCCCCAUCCCUGGUCAUAAGACCCACAAAUCGAGCCUUCUGAAAGGCGUUGUAGCCGGGGCAGCUGCUGGAAUAGGCGCUUACGCUUUGAGCAAGUUGAUUUAUCCUUCGUAUGGAUUGGGCUUUGGGUCUGGACACGGUCUGAUGAAAAACCUGUAUGAACGUCGAUGGCACGAUCCAAGUGGCCAAGAAUGGUCACACAAAUGGCACAAGGGCUGGGACAACAAAGGCUGGGGUAGCAGUGAUUCCAGUUCCAGUGAAAGUGAAGACUGA